AGGUCACAGUGAAGCGCUCUCCUAAAAAGUAAGCGAAGAAGAAGCUAGGGUCCCUCUGAAGGAGGAACCAUCUGUCAAUGGGAUGAACGAAGGGCACUUGAUAAAGACACUAAAACGAAAAAAAAGAGAAAAAUGGAAAUCGAGGAUCACUCAUACGCGGGUACUACUUACGAUAAAGUCAACCCCGUAGAGUUCACAUAUAAAAUGAGUGCAAACGAAAUUGAAGAAUUUGUAAAGCUGAGGGUCUCAAACCAUUAUCUCUUCUCUGGAAGGAGAAAUACUUCCAUGUGGGCAUGGAGGGCCAUUCUAAAACAUAUGGGCUUGCAACACAAGAUGACCCAUAGUCAAGCAUCCAAAAAGUGGGAAAACCUGAAGAAGAGAUACAAGGACCUAAAGAACCCUCCAGAUGGGGUGAAAGUGUUCCCUGAAACGUGGCCUUAUUUCACUCUGAUCGAGGACGCCAUGGAGGGUCGACUGGAAAGCAGUGCCCCCGUCCUCAAAACCCUCCCCACCAACAGCGAUUUCUUACCCAUCUACAAACCCAAGAAAAGGAAGGCAUCCAUGGUGAUAAACUCCCCUGUGACUUUGUUAGGAGGCGGGCCAGAGGUCGAGGUGUCCCUGAACGGAGGUGAGGAUGAGGAGGCGGUACAGGACGAGGGAAGCCAGGGAAUGGAUCAUAUGGACAACGAAAGACAGGUGAUGGAGAGGGAGAAACGGGUGCUAGAGAGGGAGCGGCUGGUACUGCAGAGGGAGAGAGCUGUGCUGGACAGGGAAGUCGCCGCUCUGGACCGAGACCGAGCCUCGCUCGAGAGAGAGAGGGCGACAAUAGAGAGAGAAAAGGCAGUGAUGGAGCGGGAGAGGGCGAUGGUGGAGAGGGACAGAGACGCUGUGAGCACGGAUCGACUGGCUCUGGAGCAAGAGAAAGCCAGGCUGGAGAAAGUUAAUGAAAGGACUGAGGAGGUUUCAGAAGAGAGCAGCAUGGUAAACAACGCCGAUGUCUUGGACAGGAAGGAGAGAUUCCUCAACUUGUUAGAAAAACUUAUUGAACAUUUUUGAUUCAUGUGGUAUUUCUGCACAAAACCUUGCCAGAAAAAACUUUCUGAAAAGUUCUGACCAUGGUUGCGUCUGCAUAUCAUUUAAAAUGCACAACAUGCUUCACCUAAGUUGUCAAUGAAAACGUUGAGCCACUCCUGGUUUGGAGAGGUCUUCAAAACAAC
Messenger RNA from Etheostoma cragini (Arkansas darter), 1217 nucleotides. RefSeq lists its product as uncharacterized. The coding region runs from base 133 to 1056 and encodes 307 amino acids. The record is from RefSeq and is a predicted model, not a curated record. NCBI's taxonomy places the organism in Eukaryota, Metazoa, Chordata, Actinopteri, Perciformes, Percidae. The transcript is spliced from 4 exons.